This is a messenger RNA of Chionomys nivalis (European snow vole), 2061 nucleotides long. It is a transcript of the gene Atp6ap2, whose product is annotated as ATPase H+ transporting accessory protein 2. Gene Ontology annotation, biological process: positive regulation of Wnt signaling pathway. Gene Ontology annotation, cellular component: external side of plasma membrane; membrane. The record is from RefSeq and is a predicted model, not a curated record. Gene Ontology annotation, molecular function: signaling receptor activity. The transcript has 9 exons. The coding region runs from base 115 to 1170 and encodes 351 amino acids. NCBI's taxonomy places the organism in Eukaryota, Metazoa, Chordata, Mammalia, Rodentia, Cricetidae.
GGGCGUAGGACUCGCAACCUUCGGGAGCGCGUCACUCGGUGGGGCUGCGGUGCUCCCUGGAGUCCUAACGUCCCUUUUCGUGUAGCCCAUCUCCGCUGCAGCCGCGGUGGCAUCAUGGCUGUGUUCAUCGUCGCUCUCCUGUCCUUGCUGGUGACGGGUGCUUUAGGGAAUGAAUUUAGCAUAUUAAGAUCGCCAGGGUCUGUUGUUUUUCGAAAUGGAAAUUGGCCCAUACCAGGAGAUCGAAUCCCAGAUGUGGCUGCACUGUCCAUGGGCUUCUCUGUGAAAGAAGACCUGUCUUGGCCAGGGCUUGCAGUGGGUAACCUAUUCCACCGGCCACGGGCUACCAUUAUGGUGAUGGUGAAGGGAGUGGACAAACUGGCUCUCCCUGCGGGCAGUGUCAUCUCCUAUCCUUUGGAGAAUGCAGUUCCUUUCAGUCUUGACAGUGUUGCGAAUUCCAUUCACUCCUUAUUUUCUGAAGAAACUCCUGUAGUUUUGCAGUUGGCGCCCAGUGAGGAAAGAGUAUAUAUGGUGGGGAAAGCAAACUCCGUUUUUGAAGAUCUUUCAGUCACAUUACGGCAACUACGUAAUCGUCUGUUUCAAGAAAACUCCGUUCUCAACUCUCUUCCCCUCAAUUCUCUGAGUAGGAAUAAUGAAGCUGACCUGCUCUUCCUUUCUGAACUGCAAGUGCUACAUGAUAUUUCAAGCUUGUUGUCUCGUCAUAAGCAUCUAGCCAAGGAUCAUUCUCCUGACUUGUAUUCAUUGGAGCUGGCAGGAUUAGAUGAACUUGGGAAGCGCUAUGGGGAAGACUCUGAACAAUUCAAGGAUGCUUCUAGAAUUCUUGUGGAUGCUCUCCAAAAGUUUGCAGAUGACAUGUACAGUCUCUAUGGUGGGAACGCAGUGGUAGAGUUAGUGACUGUCAAAUCAUUUGACACAUCCCUUGUGAGGAAGUCAAGGACCAUCCUUGAGGCAAAACAAGAAAUCACCCCAACUCCCUAUAACCUUGCAUAUAAGUAUAAUUUGGAGUAUUCCGUGGUUUUCAACUUGGUACUGUGGAUUAUGAUCGGCUUGGCCUUGGCUGUGAUCAUCACCUCUUACAACAUUUGGAAUAUGGAUCCUGGAUAUGAUAGCAUCAUUUACAGGAUGACAAACCAGAAGAUUCGGAUGGAUUGAGUUUUCCUUAUGCCACACUUAGACAACAGGUUUUGGGAAUUGGCUGUUCUGUUAAAGUAUAUCUUUUAGUAUGGUUUAAAGUAGAUGGUAUACCUUAAAUUUAUUUUAAAGAAAACAUAGAUUUUGUUCUCUAUUUUGUGUGUGCCUGUUGUUUCCUUAGAGUGGUUUAUAGUGUUAACACAAAUGAAUUGUGAUGUAGAUUCCAUAGAUGUUCAAAUAUUGUUGCUAUAGCCAUGGAAUAACGUAAUUUCAUUCCAUUUAAUACAUUAGGAAUAUGCACUGAAGGAAAUGUAAACCACUUAGAGUUUCCAUGUGUUUCCAUGUUGGAGAAUGCACUGGGUUUCCUAGAAGCUUUCAAAUGCUUGAGUUCCUUGCACAGGGCAGAUAAAUCCUAGUUCAGCUGUUAUUCACUAUGAACUAUUUGUAAAUGUCUUAAUCUGAUGUAAAUAUCUCCGAGACAGGAGGGAAGGUUUUAACUAAGCGUAGCCCAAAAAUACUGGAUGUGCUUCUACAAUAGCUUAGUUUUGGAAAUGUGUGUGUGAUUGGCAGGCUAGCUGUUUUUAAUCUCUUCUGCAAGUUUGGUGAUCUGUGUGGUUUAGUAGAGAUAUUAAAAAUAUUAAAAAUACUGUGUUAAUUUCAGAAGAGAAUGGCUUUAUGGAGUGUAGAUGCUUGUAUUUAGAUAGACAAAAACAUCUGUGGGGAAUAUCUUGAAGCAUGAAUAUAAAAUAUUUUUAUUUCCAUAACUUUUCCCCCUGUGAAGUUCCUCUGAUUUGUGUGUGGUGCAGCUUUGUUGUAUAGAAUAUUACGUGAAGUGGAUGAUUGCUACUGUUCAUGUGGAAAUGGACCAAUAUCUAUAUAGAGUGACAAAUAAACUUAAUGAUUCAAAAUCUG